AUGAAAGGAACUAUUUUAGCAAAUAAAAUAAUAAACAAUUUUAAUCAAUCAAUAUCAAUAAUAAUACUGAAUAUACUUUUUACAAAUCCAAUUAAUUUAUCUAAUCUUCAUCAGUCAUGGUUGAUUAAUACAACGAAUUCAUUAUCAAAUAUAAAUGUUGCUGCUGAAAUAGUUUUUAUACCUUCACAAACAGAUUAUUCUUCUUCUUAUCAAUCAGAAAUAAAUAUUAAACAAUCAUUUUGUAUUAAUGAACAAUUUAAUCAAGCGUUUUUAAUUAAUCGAUUACAAUCAAUUGAAGCAAAAGAUUAUUUAUAUAAUAAUUUAAUCAACAAUUGA
This is a messenger RNA of Rotaria sp. Silwood1, 336 nucleotides long. Lineage: Eukaryota; Metazoa; Rotifera; Eurotatoria; Philodinida; Philodinidae. The record is from the annotation of a GenBank genome assembly.